Macadamia integrifolia is the source of this 1983-nucleotide messenger RNA. RefSeq lists its product as uncharacterized. The record is from RefSeq and is a predicted model, not a curated record. NCBI's taxonomy places the organism in Eukaryota, Viridiplantae, Streptophyta, Magnoliopsida, Proteales, Proteaceae. The transcript has 2 exons. Bases 1 to 1983 code for a protein of 660 amino acids. Gene Ontology annotation, molecular function: DNA binding; protein dimerization activity.
AUGGUGAGACCUAAGGAUAAAUUUUGGGAACAUGUAGAGCAACAUGCUUUGGGCCGUUUCACAUGUAACUAUUGUGGACUUAAUUAUUCCGGGAGUGUUUCACGAGUGAAGGCUCAUUUAGCUUGUCAACCUGGACAUGAUGUUCAAAUUUGCACCCAAGUUCCUGAGCACAUUCAAGCUGAUGCCCUGGCAGAAUUUAAUUUGAGUAGAUCUGCUAAGAAAAGAAGGAGUGAUUCUCUUGAAAGUGGAAUGGGUUCCACAAGUAGCACACCGUCUAUGCCUCAUGUUAGGGUUGCACAUCAACCCACAAUGCUAGAGAUGGCUGCUAAGCAAGACAAGAAAUCAUUGGACAUGUUGGUAACUGAUUUUUUUGUCAAUAAUAACAUUUCCUUCAAUGUUAUUCAGACAAAUUCUUUUAUUGAGAUGCUAAGGGGUGCAUGUGCUUAUGGUACAAGUUAUGUUGUACCUAGUUAUAGCAAUCUUCGGACCAGUUUGAUUCCUGGAAAAAAAGCGAAAAUCAUGCAAUAUGUUAGCAGUAUAAAGGCGACAUGGGAUAUCAUAGGUUGCACAAUUAUGUCUGAUUCUUGGACUGACAUAAAGAAGAGGUCAUGGGUUAAUGUGAUUGCUUACUCUCCUGGGGGUGCUGUGUUUUUGAAAUGUAUUGAGUGCGGUAUAAAUAGAUUAACUUCCACAUUUCUUUUCAAUGAAAUUUCUGAUGUCAUUGAAAAAGUUGGACCAAAGAAUGUUGUGCAAUUUAUUUCAGAUAAUGGUUCUAACUUUUGUUCUUGUGGUGAUAUGUUGUCUGGAAAAUGGCGUCAUAUAUAUAGAAUAAAUUGUGCUGCUCAUGGGAUUAAUCUGCUUUUGAAAGAUAUUCACAAAAAAGUUAAAUGGGUGAGGGAAGUUAUAGAAGAUGGAAAACUUGUAGUGAAUUAUAUUCACAGGCACACAGGUAUUGUAGCAUUGAUGAGAAAAUUCACCAACAAUAGAGAUAUCAAGCAGCCUUGCAAGACAAGGUUUGGUACUUAUUUUUUUAUGCUGCAGUCUCUUAUUGUUGUUGAGAAUGAGUUGAGGCUUUUUGUUGCAUCAUCUGAGUGGAGAGCCUUUCAAUUUAAUAAAGUUGAAAUGACAGUGAGAACUGUUGGAAUAAUUCAAUCAGAGACAUUUUGGGAGGGGGCAAAGGAAGUUGUUGCUUUCAUGGAGCCACUUAUUUGUAUUCUUCGCCUUGUUGAUUCAGAUGGUUCUACUGCAGGUUACUUAUAUGAAGCAACAGAAAGGGCAAAAGAAACAUUGAGAAAAUUUGUGGAGAAGGAUGGAGGGAAGUAUUUAGCCAUAAUGGAUUUGUUUCAAUUUAGGUUAGAGAAGAACAUUAUUCAUCAUGUUCAUCUCUUUGGUGCACUUUUGAAUCCUUCUAUUAUGUUUGGUGGUCGACUUGAUAUUGAUGGAACUAAAUUUAUGAAUGCACAAGAUUUUAUAAUGGACAUCAUGAUUCCUUUAGAAGAUCGUGAGCAAUUCAUGCAAGAAGUCAUUGAUUAUCGCAUGAAAAGUCCAUUGUUGUUCAAUAUGACAGGGCAGACAAUGAUGAAAACUAAUCAUCCAAGGAUUUGGUGGCAAUUUGUUGGUAGUGCAUUUCCUGUGCUUCAAAAUAUUGCUUGUAGAAUCUUGAGUCAGCCUUGUAGUUCCUCUCCUUGUGAGCGUAAUUGGAGUGCUUGGGAUGCAGCACAAACAAAGAAAAGAAAUAGAUUAGCCCCAGAGAUGCUAGAGGAUUUGGUGUACAUCAGGAUGAACUCUAUGAUGAGGGAGAACUAUGAAAGCCAACUACAUAAAGAUUCAAGGCCUAUUGAUUUAGAUAAUCUUGGUGAAUUACCUAUAGUAGACUUUGAGCUUGAAAUGGAGAGGCUUGAGCAGACGUACAAGGAACCUGAACCAUCUGACACUGGAGCUGAUGGAGGAUCUACUUCAUGUAGUUUAAUGUCUCCUCAUUGA